Messenger RNA from Nicotiana tabacum (common tobacco), 1002 nucleotides. RefSeq names its product CRIB domain-containing protein RIC4-like. The record is from RefSeq and is a predicted model, not a curated record. Lineage: Eukaryota; Viridiplantae; Streptophyta; Magnoliopsida; Solanales; Solanaceae.
CAUUAUAUAACAAACUAUUGUCUUUCACCAACCAUCUUCCUCCUCCAUCAUCUAUAUCUCAUUUCUAAAGAAGAAAAACAAUACACUCUUUGAUAAGUUUAGUGUGUGUGUGUGUGUUUUACUAGGUUUGUUAGAAUACAACAAUAAUGAGGUAUAGAAUGGAAAGAUUUGUGUUACUUCCAUUUUCUGUGGGUUGCAUCUCUGAAUCAAGUGUUGCAGUUGGUCAUCAUCAUCAGCUUAAUAAAAGUCCAAGCCAUGAACCCAAGUUAACUCCCACAAGAAGCCAAAAAGAAGGAAAGGAGGAAGAGCGAGAAGAUGAAGAUGACAAAAGUUUGGAGGGUGAAAAUUUGAAGAAUACAUUAGGCCUUAUGGCCCUUCCCAAAUUUCAGAGGCUUUUUAAAAAUUUCAAAAAUUUGUCUCAGCUAUUUGUGGAUAAGGAAGAAAUGGAAGAAGAAGAAGAAGAGGAGGAGAUGGGAAUGGAAAUAGGAUUACCAACAGAUGUGAAGCAUGUAACUCACAUUGGAAUAGAUGGUGCUUCUACUUCUAUCCUUUCAACAAGAAAUUGGGAUAAUCUUAAAUCCCCUAAUGAUAAUUUCCUCACUCAUUUCCCUUUAUCUCCUUUUGCCAUGGCUCAUUCACCUCACUCCCCUAAUCACAUUUCCAUGGCUAGCUCCUCUUAAUUAAUUCAUUAAUUACCGCUUUUCACUUGUUCGCCACUGAAAAUACCAUUUUUCGUUCGACUUGUAUGUGUUAAGCAUGUCGCCAACGUUCAUCCCGAGCCAGGCCCAUUUUCCCGCUCUCAAAAAAGGAUCAAUUUGAAUGAAGUAAUUCUUAUAUGUUGGAAAAUUUGUGUCAAUGUUACCUUUAAUUGGUUCUUAUCAAAGUGUGGUACUUGGAUGGAUUACUUGCCUAUAGAGUUUGUUGGGUGGGGGAAAAAAGUUCAAAUCUAUAUUUGUUUCUUUUUUUACUUCAGUAAAAAAUAAAUAAGUUCAUUAUUAUUAA